GAAUGGCGUAAUGAGUUUGAACGUAAUGUCUGCAACAAGCAUCACUGAACAUAAAGAGCAAGCGCUGACCGAAGGCCACGGUCUCGACAAUAGUCGCACAAUGCUGGACCUGAACACAACAAACAAGCAAUCAACUGUAUGCGUGGAGUUUAACAUUUCUCUCCAGCGCCCAGGAUUCAGACAUCACAGAAAAGAGAAUUAUGCGUGUCAUCCUCCUGAGUCCCAGCAAAGCACAGACAGUGGAGAUGAGUUCAUUCAGCUCAGGAAACUGAAUGGCUCACCCAGUGAGUGUCCCAGUCACCAGAAUCUCCAUAAGGAGCUUCUGCUCGGCCACAAGAGAGGCCUGUUGUUGGAGGAGAAACCAGAAUUGCAGCGUGUGUUACAGCAAAGGAGGCUUGACCUACACCGAGAGCAGGAACUUGCCCUCCGACCUCCUUCUGACCUGGAACAAGAGCUCCGUAAGAGACAGCAGAAACUGCAGGAGUAUGAGAUGGAGGAACAGAGCCGUAUAGAGGAUGAGAAAAACGUUCCAGAAUUUGUACGAGUGAAAGAGAAUCUGCGUUGCAUACAGUUAACAGAAUAAAAUAACUGAAGGGUCUAUGCAUAAGAAAUGUGCCUUGAAAUUUUUACUGUUUUCAUAUAAUAAAAGAGGAUGUUGAAAUUAAGUGUCAUACAGCUGAAAUCAAUGUACUUUAGUAACAAAGCACUGCAUUUAAAUGUACUGUAAAUUUGAGUAAAAUUAAAGCUAUUUAUGUCUUGUAUAA
Messenger RNA from Cyprinus carpio (common carp), 764 nucleotides. Its product is annotated as protein FAM107B-like. NCBI's taxonomy places the organism in Eukaryota, Metazoa, Chordata, Actinopteri, Cypriniformes, Cyprinidae. The record is from RefSeq and is a predicted model, not a curated record.